Didymodactylos carnosus is the source of this 3249-nucleotide messenger RNA. The record is from the annotation of a GenBank genome assembly. NCBI's taxonomy places the organism in Eukaryota, Metazoa, Rotifera, Eurotatoria, Philodinida, Philodinidae.
AUGCAUCGCUGGACAUCAGUGGACGAUGUUCGAUUUAGACGAAAACCACCGCCACCACUACCACCACAAUCACCACCACCGUUAUCGUACAGAUCUAUUAAUAGUAAUAAUAAUAAUCAAAAUUCUGCUGCCCUUUAUAUUAACGUAGCUACACCAUUUUAUUUGAACAAAGAUAAUGAUCAUCUUGGUAAUUCUAUUAGUAGUCAGAGUACUGAUAAAAGAACAACAUCAUUUAAUAAUGGCGAUCGUUAUCAAUAUUCUACAUCUACUCAUGCGCAGAAUGACAAGCCGUUGUCAUCAUCACGUGACUAUUAUGUUACAACAUUACCGACUAAAACGAAUACGACUGCUGUUCAAUUACCGUCAUAUUCGACUACGUAUACAUUUUCAUUGAAUCAACCAUUACGUUCAUCACAAUCACUAACAUCGCUGACAUCAAUAGAAUCGCCGUCUACAUCGUUGUCGUUUAAUGAUAAAAAUCUUGCCGAUAUUAUUGAAGAACCUUCAUCAUCGUCAAAAGAUAAUAUUACAGAUAAUGAUGUUAGCGAUAAGACAAAAGUUCGUUCCUAUAAAACAGCUUUAAAUUUACCUCAACCACGUGUAGCCGAUAUUGUUAAUCUAUUUGAAAAAGGAUCGGUCUCAAAUAUGUCAUCAUCUAUUAUUAAAUUUCAAAAGCCAACUAAUACAAGAAUUGCAUCACCAAGAUGUUCAACAUCAUCGACUUCAUCUAUGGAAAAUGGUGGAAGUUGUCUUUCUCCACCUUCAUCUUCACCAACGAAUGGUAGUGUAAGAACUAAUCAUUUGACACAUAAAAAUAGUGUCUUUUCAAAAUUAUGGGAACGUCGUAAUGAUGUUUCGCAAAAGAAACAAUCAAUACCAACAUCUUCUGUACCUUCAACCUCAUUUAAUUUUCCAAAUAAUGGUCCGAUCGUUGUUGUCGAAAAAGCAAAUAGUCAGAUACAAAAAUCAUCACCAAUUAUUGUCUAUGAACGUAUUUCAUCUGAAAAUAAUCAAACUACAUUUCGUACAAAUCACGAUAGGAAUGAGAACAAUCUAAAACGACCAUUAAAACAAACCACAAAUAAUAAUAUUUAUCGCACAGAAUUAAUACCAAAACUUUUUACACCGGUGACUUUAAAUAUAAUUCCGACACCGUCGACGAACACAUUUACAAAAACGUUAGAUCAAUCAAAUGUGUUAGUAAAUGAUGAUGAUUCAGCAAUACAAUUAUCACCCAUUAUUAUUACUCAUGCAACAUCUGAAGAUAGUUUACUUGCUGGAAGUGAAAAUACUUUAUCAAUUUUAUCUCGUUCAAGUACAACAGCUACAACAACUGAUUCAUCCAAUAGUGAUAAUCAAGAUACAUCAUCAUCAAUCGGUUCUUGUGAAUCGAAAAAUAUAUUUAAAUCAAAUAUUCCUACAAAAAAUCCGUCGUUUGCACGUCCAACUAUAUCGUCAAUGCAAAAAACGCGUAAUACAACAGAUCAACAUUCAUCAUUUACAAAACCAGAUGAGAACAAUAGUAUUCCAGUGACAUUUCAGCGACGAAAGAGUUUAGAAAAUCUAUCGACCUUAGAUAUACCAUCUUCGGCAACAUCUCCUACUACGAUAAAAUCAUCGACAACAUUUCAACGACAAACACUCGGACGAGGAUCAUUACGUGUAUCCUCAACAUCAUCAAAACCACAUGAAUCUAUUAUACCGAAAAGUACACCAGUUGUUAUAUCGUCAAAGAAAGAGCCAGUAUACUCAGAAUUUAAGAAAUUCUCGGACACUAAAGCAAUAUCAUGUGAAAAUCUAUCGAAAGAGACGAAAAUAUCAUUCAAUGGACUACGAAACGAGCAACAACCUCAUCGAACAAAACUAUGGACUGUUGAUGAAGAUAAUCUUGAUGAAAAUAUUUCUAGCUUCAAACCGUUACCAGUUGUUGAGACGCCAGUUGUGAAUAAUAAUAGUGUUAAUGAUGAUAAACGUUUAUCACCGUCACCAACAAUAGCUAUAAAUUCAAGUUAUAUAGAAGAAAAAAAUACUAUAUCAUCAGCAACAAAUAAUGGUACUAUGUUAAAAAGAGGAAGAUUUAUGUCUGAAGCGAAUUUAUUGGAUCAAUACCGUCGUUUUUCAUCUGAAGAUGCAAUUCGUUCCGAUUCAACACUAUUCAAUCCAAAUAAACCCUUAAAAUAUAAACAAGAUUCACUAAUAAAAUUAUAUGGGGCUGAUGCUCAACGAAUAAUGCAUCCAUCCGAAGUUGUUCUGGAAGAUGAUGUUGAUCCACCAUUUUUACCACGAAAUGUUGUUAUUAAAAAAACAAAAUGGAUAACAGAUGAAUAUGAACUAUUAGAAUUUCUUGGAAGAGGUAAAUUUGGUGAAGUUAAAAGAUGUCGUGAAAAAUCUACGGAGAGACAGUUGGCUGCAAAAUUUAUACAAAUAUCAAAAGAACAAGAUCGUAUUGAAGCUAUUAAUGAAAUUGAUGUUAUGAAAGCAUUACAACAUCCAAGAUUAUUACAAUUAUAUGAUGCAUACGAAAAGAAGGGAGAAAUUUGUCUUAUUAUGGAAUUAAUUACUGGUGGAGAAUUAUUUGAACGUGUUAUUGAUGAUGAUUUUAUUUUAACAGAAAGAUUAUGUGAAUUAUAUAUGAUGCAAAUAUGUGAAGGUGUACAAUUUAUGCAUUCAUCAAAUAUAAUUCAUCUUGAUAUGAAACCAGAAAAUAUAUUAUGUUUAAAUCGUGAUGGUCAUCGAAUUAAAAUAAUUGAUUUUGGUUUAGCACGUAAAUAUGAUCCAACAAAACAAUUAAAAGUUUUAUUUGGUACACCAGAAUUUGUUGCACCAGAAGUCAUUAAUUUUGAUCGUGUUGGAUAUGGUACAGAUAUGUGGUCUGUUGGUGUCAUUUGUUAUGUAUUAUUAUCCGGUUUAAGCCCAUUUAUGGGUGAUAAUGAUAAUGAUACGUAUGCAAAUAUUAAUCGGGCAAAUUAUGACUUUGAUGAUGAAGCAUUUACAGAUAUUUCAGCAGAUGCAAAAGAUUUUAUUUCAAAACUGUUAAUUAAAGAUAAAGAAAAACGAUUAGCAGCUAAACAAUGUCUUCAACAUCCAUGGUUAACAAGGCAUCCAAAAACUGUUUCACCAAAGAAUAUUGAUGAUGAAACAGAAAAAAAAUUAUCAACAAAAAAAUUAAGACGCUUUGUUAUCAGACGACGUUGGCAGAAAGCUGUCAAUGCUCUAUUAGCAUUACAACGUAUGGGUAUGACAUUAUGA